AGCAAAUCCCCUUGAGUUCACGGCAUUUAGCUUAGUGAUCCGAGGCCGAAUCCAUGGGUCUAGAGGGCUCGCCAUCCAGAAUUUACGUCACACGGGUCCGGCCACUCGUGCCGGCAAAUUCAGAAAUCUCGGUAAAAAAAGACCACAAAUUUAAAGUCCGCGGUAAGGAGGACCCCGAACAUAUUUGUUGCUCCUGAGCCGCUUUCUUAGGCUGGGUACCUGGAUCAGCCAUUACUGAAUUUACAAUGCCUCGUGGCGUCAACAAGAUCGGUUGGCGCCGAAUAGUGCUCGGCUUCGGACCAUCAUGGUUCGUGGUGACGAUGGGCACGGGGAUUGUGGCUAUAUUGCUGGCCAUGCUUCCGUUCCAGGCGAAAUGGCUCUACUAUCUGUCUAUCAUUGUGUUUUUGCUAAAUGUGGUGCUGUUCGUCCUGGCUGCUAUAGUGACCAUCAUGCGAUAUGCACUCUACCCCCGGUCUUGGUCUCUCAUGAUGCAUAAUCCGGUGGAUCCGCUGUACCUCGCUACUUGCCCUAUUGGGUUCGCGACGCUGAUCGAGAUGUGGGUUUUUAUAUGCGUCCCGGCCUGGGGAUACUGGGCGACGACACUAGCAUGGGUUCUCUGGAUGAUCGAUACGGCUGUAUCAGUUGUGACCACCCUCUCUAUAACAUUUCUACUACUCUGCGAAACCCACACCAACUCCCUGGACCAAGUCACCGCGGUCCAAAUCAUCCCGAUAGCAGCUACUGUUGUCGCCGCGGGCGUCGGCGCCGAAAUAUCCGCCGACCUCUCAAACAUCACAUACAGGCGAGGCACCAUCAUAGCCUGCUAUCUGCCCCCGAAGCAGCUGGCGAUGAGCUGUUUCCUGACCUUGGGACCUGUCGGGUUCGGAGGAUUUGUAAUUAUGUACCUGGGCAAAGUCUCCCUAACUGCCUUCGACGCGACAAAUUCAUUUCACCCGCUGGCGGGAGAGGUCGCGUACGUUAUGGGUUUGAUUGUAGCGCUCGGCCUUUGGGGAUUCAGCUUGCUCUGGCUGGUCAUUGCUUUUGCAACGAUCUUUCGAGCCUAUCCCAUUCCGUUUAAUAUGAGCUGGUGGUCGACGACGUUUCCGUUUGGGGUGUUUUGUAUUAAUACGAUUCAGAUCGGGAAGGAGUUGGAGUCGAUGUUUUUCAAAGUUUUUGGGACGAUAUUUAGUGUCGUCGUGAUUCUGUUUUGGAUGGUUACGUCGGCGGGUACACUUCGGGAGGUUUGGCGAGGGAAGGUGUUUCAUGUGCCGUAUCUGGAUGAGUUGAUGCUAGAGGGUGAAGAGAGUUAUAGAGAUACUGAGCAUAGGGCUUCUUAGAUAUAGAGGAUAUAGAUUAAUACACGUAAUAAGUAAG
Messenger RNA from Aspergillus steynii IBT 23096, 1374 nucleotides. RefSeq names its product TDT family transporter. The coding region runs from base 246 to 1337 and encodes 363 amino acids. Gene Ontology annotation, biological process: transmembrane transport; sulfite transmembrane transport. Gene Ontology annotation, molecular function: sulfite transmembrane transporter activity. The record is from RefSeq and is a predicted model, not a curated record. The transcript has 6 exons. Lineage: Eukaryota; Fungi; Ascomycota; Eurotiomycetes; Eurotiales; Aspergillaceae. Gene Ontology annotation, cellular component: plasma membrane.